This is a messenger RNA of Esox lucius (northern pike), 1379 nucleotides long. Its product is annotated as perforin-1. The transcript has 3 exons. NCBI's taxonomy places the organism in Eukaryota, Metazoa, Chordata, Actinopteri, Esociformes, Esocidae. The record is from RefSeq and is a predicted model, not a curated record. The coding region runs from base 78 to 524 and encodes 148 amino acids.
UUUAGUGGUCGGUUCCCUUCAGACACAUAGACGCUCAUCUCUAAACUACAGAGCACAGCCCUAGAACACUACCAACAAUGGCCUCCUCCUCUCUUUUGUGGUGUCUGCUGGUUACAUGUGUUCUGGCUGUGGUACAGAUCUAUGGAGAAGAACGUAUGGUCCUCAAGGUGUUCAACCUCCGUGCCACGAAAUUAAACAGUGGCAUGUUCCAGACUCCGGAUGCCUAUGUCAAGGUGUUUAUGGGGUCUGCAUACGGUGGGAAAACGGUGGUAAGAAAUGACAACACUGACCCGUGGUGGGGUGAGGACUUUGCCUUCUUUAACGCGCGUGUGAACAAUGCUCUGAAACUGGAGGUGUACGACAGCGACAUGGUCUUCGACGACCUGCUGGGGACAUGUGAGCGAGCCAUCAAGAACGGAACCUUCCAGCACAGCUGCAAUCUCAAUGAGGGAGGGACUUUGCACUACUCCUACACUCUAGGGCCCACACAGAAGAACUUAGAGGACUUUGAGGCACUUGAGUAGGACCCUCUUCUCAGCUACACUCUUACCAUGCCUAUACGUCAAAGUCUACUAAUGUUCUCCAACUCUGACUAUUAGUUUGUUUAAUUCACCACUUUAGUAACUACUAUUCUAUACUAAUAUACUACUAGCAGUCAUAUAUCUUUCCUAUAAUAAUGUCAGAGAAAAGUCUGGUCACACAACUUUCCUAGGUAAAAAGGCUCAGGUGGAUAUUGUCAUGUGCUAAUAUAGUAACGCAUGUGACCCUGAAAUGUUCAAACUAUUCAAACCCCUCUUGUUAGCAGAUUGAAAAAGGCACACCUUUAAAGUCUUACAAAAUAAAACCUAGAGAGGCUGGAACAUUUAGCAGUUUUGUCACAGAUUUCUUUAAAUUCCAUACAUUAUUUAUGUCACACUCUAUGGGAGUCCUUUAAUACCAGAAUUUUCUAUUUUAAGGUGAUGUGUGUUGAGCCUGUUCUUUGUCCAGAUUCGUCUUGCUGUCAGCCUGCCUAUUGCCCAAUACUGUCUAAAACCACGGCUUCAUUUUAUCUACAGCAUUAUCCUGGAUCAUAUCUUUCCUCUUGUCUACACCUACAAAAAAAAUCUAGGGCCGCAUCUAAUCCCUCAUUAUAGUUUCCGACUAUCCCACACACUGUUAUGUUUAAAUAAUGCUUACUAAACAUAAUGUGGUCCUCAAGGAAUUCUGAUGCAGCAAAUAGCGUGACCCUGUUUUCCAUGGCAUCAAAUGUCAGUGCAGCUGCAUCACUGCAAACUGAAAGAAUAGCAUAUAAAACUGUUCUUCUGUUUGUUUACACUCAGGCAACCAAUGCAAGAGUAUUGUUAUUCAAAUGUAAAAUAUAUAAACAAUGACAACAAAUA